CGAGUCCGGCCGAAUUGCUGAUCACUGUAGGUACCUACAUACCUACACUGUGAACAUUGUGGCAGUGCACAAUGAACAUCCUUCCUUUGAAGUCCCCUGUGGUGGAAAGCCGCGCUUCCUAGCUGAAGUUUGCCUUCAGCUGGUCAAUCUGAAGGGGCUCACAGUCAGGCCGGGUUUCUAGGUAGCUCGGGCAGCACCCCCACCUCGUUUGAGCUUUCUCUCUACCUUCUUUCUGCAAGACUCAUUUCGGAGGAGCUGCCCAGCUUAAAACCCCUUCUAUUCACCAUCCUCUUCCAAUUACUCCCUGCGCCGAUUGACUGUUGACUUGGAUUGCCAUGAUGGCGUCAUCUACCGUCGCCCUGAGCUCCUCUCUUGGAGCAUUCGUUGGUAAUUGUUCGGUCGAGAAGGUCCACAGGAGGAGGCCUGCUGGUGCUGCGAGGGCGCAGGGGGUCAAUGGGUGCAGCCUGCGGACUCCCCUUGUAAGAAAGCAGGUGGUGGACUCUAGUGCCCGUGUUCUCAAUGCCGGCAGAGCCGCCUUUCUCCCCCCCCUCAAAACAAGAACUCCCGCAGCAAAGAGGGCUUUCAAGCCUCGUGCUGCAGUCGCCGUCGAUGAGCGCCCGGCGCCUACCAUGGCGCCCCCCCCUCCUGUAGAGGGAAUGAAGACCGUGACCGUCAAAGUCCGGACCGGAGCGGAGGCGGAUGCUGGCAUUGGCCACAAUGCUUAUUUCUACGUGGUGGGGAGCUUUUCCCACGCCCCGGACACUGGCCUUCGCUACCCAGAGGAGAGCAGCGGCUACUUUGAGCUUAAGGGCCCCUUCCGCCCUGAGACCGAGAUUGGGGGCAACUUCCAGGUUCCUGCUGGCUUCAACAUCAAGGGGGUGGUCCUGUACAACCCGCAAGACAACUCCCCCUGGGGCAAGUUCACGGGCGCGCUCGCCGACUUCCUGAACAAGGACAAUCUGACGUUUGGCGGGAACUAUCUCAACAUUGCCGUCAAGCUCUUCGGGAUGGGCUGGAUCACAACAGGGCAGUGGUACGUGAACGAUGUUUUGGUGGACGGCCACGAGUUUCCGGUGUACAGCUGGGUUCUCGACAACGAGUCCCAGAUUGCGUUCACCGGCAAGGCGCACCUGCCGCAGGACACGCCUCCCGGCCUGCGCCAUUGGCGCCGCCUCAAGCUCAUCCAGAACCAAGACAUGUACGACUACCAGCCGUACAACGACCUGAGCGUGCCCCCGGACAAUGCUGACGUCAACAGCGCCGGAUACAGACCUACCUUGGACCCUUAUCCAGCGCACCAGUGGGUGGAGCGCAGCGGCCCCAAGCUGGAGCAGGUUCCGAAGGACGAGCAGUUCCGGCUGGACAAGCGCUACGACUUCGGGCACUACACGCUCACCUCCGUCCUCACCGCGCUGCUCUCCGACCCGAUGGCCGGCUUCCUCAAGCUCGUCUCGUCGUUCGGCAUCUACCCAAAGUACGUUUACAAGUCGCUGGGCGAGUACACCAAGAAGGUGUUCGAGGGCUUCGUCCACUACAAGAAGCCGUUCGUGAGCAAGUUCAUGGACUGGUGGAGCGACAAGGCGUUCGGCUUCCAGACGGUGGCCGGCAUCAACCCCAUCCAGAUCGCCAGAGUGGGCGCCAAGGAAGACCUGCCCUCAACCAUCGACUUCGAGGAACUAGAUGCGGCGUUGAGACCCCGUUUAGCUACUGCGGGCACGACGCUUGAGGGCGCGAUGAAGGACGGCAAGCUGUUCAAGCUGGACUUCACGUUCCUGGAGGCGUUCCAGGGGGUGGUAAACGGGCACCAGCCGUGGAAGGAGCACACCACCGACAAGGGCGGCUACAAGAUCAAGGCGCUCGGAGAAGACGUCUGGGUUAAACACAUGUACUCGCAACCCCGCCACCUGCACACGCCCGCGGCGAUCUUGUUCGAGGACCCCGAUCCCGAGUAUGAGGGCAUUCCGGUUCCGGUCGCGAUCAAGCUGGAGCGCGACACGCCGCUGAUCACCGGCAAGAGCGGGCCGGACCUGCAGUCCACCGACUGGGCCUGGACGCUGGCCAAGGCCAUCGUCUUCAACGCCGAUUCCGGCACCCACCAGUUGGUGACUCACUGGCUCAAGUGCCACGCAUGCUCGGAGACUGUGCUGGUCGCCCUGCGGCGGCAGCUGUCGGAGCUGCACCCGCUGUUCAAGCUGCUGCUGCCCCACUUCCGGUACACGAUGAACAUCAAUUCCAAGGCGCGCGUGCAGCUCAUCUCCGCGCAGGGCACCGUCGAGACCAACUUUACGCCGGGGCCCUACUCCAUGCAGGUGUCCGCCUUCGGGUACCGCUUCUGGAACCUCAAGGACGAGGCCCUCCCCGUCGGGUUGAAGAAGCGCGGCGUGGAUGCCGAGUCGGGCGCGCUGCCCAACUACCCCUACAGAGACCACGGCAUGAAGAUGUGGGACGCCAUCGAGGCUUACGUCACGGAGUACGUGGAGCUGUACUACGGGCCGGAGGGCCCCGCGUCCGAGAAGCGCAUCGCCAACGACGGCGAGCUGCAGGCCUUCUGGACGGACUACAAGCGCGGCCACGGGAGUCUGGACUCGUGGCUCAAGGAAAACGGAAAGCCUGAGGGCCUGGAAUGGCCGGCGCUGACUACGACCUCGGACUUGGCGCGCAUCUGCACCACGUGGAUCUGGGUUGCCUCCUGCCAGCACUCCGCCGUCAACUUCUGCCAGUACGACUACUCGGGUUUCGUGCCUAACCAUCCGGCCAGCAUCCGCAAGCGGUACCCGUAUGGCGAGAAGGUCGACGAGUCGACCUUCAUGGACCUCAUGCCGCCGCCCUCCGAGAUGUGGAAGGUCAUGACCGUGGUCGAGACGCUGGUGAGCAAGUCGGUGGAGGAGCAGUUCAUCGGCGAGAAGCCCGACAAAUACUCCGAGUUUUGGUUCCUGGAUCCGGAAGCCAAGGCGAUCUACGACCGCUUCGGCGCGCGCCUGGAGCAAGUCCAGAAGGAACUAGAGGCGAUGAACGAAACGGCGUCGAUUCCGUACAACUACCUCCUGCCCAAGAAGGGCGCCAAGAACCCGGAUCCGGAGCUGGACCCCUUCGGCUUUGGAAUCCCCAAUAGCGUGGCGAUCUAAGUUAUGGUGGCCUGAGGUGUGGACGAAGGGGAGGAGUUGUUCUGUAACUAAGUCGGGUCCGGAGAUGCUUAUUUGAUGUAUAUUCUGACUGAUGUAUAUUCUGAGGGUCGGAGGAGAAGGGUGGAGCGGAAAGAGAGUGGUUGGAGUCUGAGAAUAAGGGCUCAGUGUUGGAAGAGUCCUUGCGAGGAACAUUCCAGUGACGCCCGGGGGGAGUUGGCCAAGCGGUGAAAAGUUGUCAGUCGUAGCAAACGUCAGGCGUGCUUUGUACAGUCUUCUAAGCUCCCCAGGAAGUUCCUAGGGGUGACAAUGAUUGCGAUAACUAGUAAGUCAAAAGAAUCUGUAGUCCUCGAGUGCUAGGGUUUUGCUCUAACAGAUGAAGAGGCGCCCAUUUGUCGUGCGGACGUUUGUCAGCGGACGCCCAGGAGCUCUGACGUGGCGGCCUCUGUUUGCUUGGUUUGUGUGCACAACUUGAAAACAAUAGCUUGUAGAUCUGAGUUCCGCUAGAGAUACUAACGUAAAUAUGGGGUGGAACAGACCUUCGCUCGUCGGCGUGUAAUUAAUGAAUAGAUAUGGACUCAUGUGUUUCUGUUAAACAGGCUCUUAGAUAGUUGGUAAGUACAUACUUAUUUACGUAAAUUUUCAAGUUUGCUACGAAAAUUUCUUUAUAGAUCGUGUGUUGUAUUCGUCAGCCGUCCGUUCACUUGAGACCUCUUUUCUUCUUUUGACGACCUUUAAGCUAGCCUAGCUAGGCCGGCCCAUUUUCACUUCAAACCACCAGAUAUCGAGCGACU
This is a messenger RNA of Klebsormidium nitens, 3916 nucleotides long. The record is from the annotation of a GenBank genome assembly. Lineage: Eukaryota; Viridiplantae; Streptophyta; Klebsormidiophyceae; Klebsormidiales; Klebsormidiaceae.